AUGAGCCGUAGCACCAAACUCGCCCCGGAAGCCAACAGGAUCCUCUUCGUCAAGAACCUUAGCUACAACGUUACCGCAGACGACCUAUUUGAUCUUUUUGGGAAGUUCGGCCCUAUCCGGUAUGCCGCGUUGCAUCUCCCAACCGCCCUCGCACAUUUAAAACUAACGAUAUCUGGCAGACAAAUCCGCCAGGGCAUUGCCGCGAACUCAAAAGGCACGGCAUUUGUGGUAUAUGAGGAUGUUCAUGAUGCCAAGCAGGCCUGCGACAAAUUGAACGGGUUCAAUUUCCAGAACCGAUACCUUGUUGUCCUGUACCAUCAGCCUGAAAAGAUGGCAAAGUCGAAAGAAGACCUUGCAGCACGACAAGAGAAUCUUGAAAAGCUAAAGCAGCAGCACGGCAUUGAAUAA
Molecule: messenger RNA, 408 nt
Organism: Coccidioides posadasii C735 delta SOWgp
Lineage: Eukaryota; Fungi; Ascomycota; Eurotiomycetes; Onygenales; Onygenaceae
Source: RefSeq, a predicted model, not a curated record